Messenger RNA from Tripterygium wilfordii, 1033 nucleotides. RefSeq lists its product as uncharacterized. The coding region runs from base 286 to 849 and encodes 187 amino acids. The record is from RefSeq and is a predicted model, not a curated record. The transcript has 3 exons. Lineage: Eukaryota; Viridiplantae; Streptophyta; Magnoliopsida; Celastrales; Celastraceae.
CCGUUUGCUUUCCCUAGUUUUAUCAGUUAAUUCAUUCGUUCCGAUUCACGGUGUUUGGUUAAUUUGGUUGCCUGAGAUUUAGAAGUUCAAGUAGAAGUAACAGAAGCCGACAAGUAAAACGAAAGCUAAUUAGGAGAAAGCCACAGCCAGUUGGCCCAGUUUGAAUGAGAAGAAGUCGUAUCCUCUCGAUCAAGCGAUUCCUUCUUUCCAUGUAAUUGCCCGAAAUUCGUCUCACAAAUUUAGCCAAGCCUCUCUGACGGUUAAUCGGUUUCCAAAACCACGAAGAUGGGUGAUGACAUAGAUCUUGACUGUGAUUGUGACCUUGGCGAUGUCUGUUUUUGUGACGAUGAUUGUGACUGUAAUUGCUGCUGCUGCUGCUACGAUGAUUGUAACUGCUGCUGCUACGACUCCAACUCUGCUGACAACUCAUGUUCGAAUUGGAAUAUCUGUCUUAUUUGCAUAAGUUGGGAUAAUAAUCAGAACAGUCAUCGUGAAAGACAUUACCAUGAGCAUGAUCCUUGUUGGUGGUGCUGUUGUUGUCGUGACGACAAUAACAAUAGUCGGAAGAUGAAGGAAUUGAGAAGGAAAGAAUCAGAUGCAAAGAAGGAACAAGUUGGGAUUGAUGAUGCUAAAAGUGAGAGAUGCUACUAUUGUGGUAAAAAUAAGACUACACCAGACAGUAGAUGCUCAAAUUGUCUGAGGUAUUCAAAGGUGUCAUCAGCUUUGGACCCUCAUGAGAUACCUCAACCACAAACAAUGGCUCCCCCUCAGGUUGCUCAACUUGUUCUGCCCUUACAUAAUGAAAAAUAUUUCAUGUACAGGGAUAGGAAGGAUUGGUACCACGAUUAGUGUUUUUUCCCCCCUUAAAUGUUAACCAUGGUUGGUGUGUGGACAUGUAAAAUGUAAAGAGAAGUGAGUUCUUGUUAUCUCAUUUGGUUUUAUAGUUAUUUUAGGGGUUUUUUCUUCUUAACUCAAUACAUGUAAAGAGAAGUGAAAGUUCUUUGUUAUCUGUUUUAUAGUUAUUUUAGGGGUC